Messenger RNA from Rhincodon typus (whale shark), 2407 nucleotides. It is a transcript of the gene xrra1, whose product is annotated as X-ray radiation resistance associated 1. The transcript is spliced from 17 exons. The coding region runs from base 3 to 2306 and encodes 767 amino acids. Gene Ontology annotation, molecular function: protein binding. The record is from RefSeq and is a predicted model, not a curated record. Gene Ontology annotation, cellular component: nucleus. NCBI's taxonomy places the organism in Eukaryota, Metazoa, Chordata, Chondrichthyes, Orectolobiformes, Rhincodontidae.
UUAUGUUGCAAAACCAAUAUAAGUUGGAUGACGGCAAGAGUGUCUCAAUGGAUUGCUUUCCAAUAAGGAAGAUCUUCAAGGGAGGAUAUCAAAGUGCUGGACACUGGGUGAAGGCUCAGAAAAGCACUAAGGAGAAGGCUUUUCAUGUUGUAAUUGGUCCAAAGCUAGUUCAAAGCUUGGAUCCACAGUCAGCCCCCGUGGACACAGCCCGACAAUCUGACAAGUCUUCUAAACCAACUAAAGAAAAAGUGCUGGAUGGAGAUUUCUUGAAGCGGCUGCAUUGUGUGGAUAAUUACUCCGACCUGUGUACUGUGAAUAUUAGUGACCAGAACCUCCAUUCCGUUAAACAAGAAGAUCUUAAGUUAUUUGAUUCUGUGGUUUAUGUAAAUGCAGCAGAAAACCAUUUGCCUUUGGAACCAUUUAAACUGUUUCCAGCUAUUCGAGAACUGGAUCUCACAAUGAAUGGUCUGCAGAAAGUGCAGCUGAUCUCAGACGAUUUCCCUCACUUGGAGGUGCUGAAUCUGUCCUAUAACAAACUGUCUAACACGGACAUUCUGACACUGGGGAUCAUUCCUCAACUCAAAAUUCUCCACCUGACUGGCAAUAAUCUGGACUCAUUUCCCCCAGAUCUAACAAUACCCUAUGAUGCCUUGGAUCGGCUUGAGAACCCUUUGCCGAGGUUUUCUGCACUUGAGGUUCUGAUGUUGGACGAUAACAGCUUAUCUGACCCCUGUGUGUUUUCGAGUCUGGCCAAUAUUCACAGCUUAAAGUACUUAAACCUCGACAAGAACAACUUCACUGGGGUUCCCUACCUGCAGCAGAUGGCACUGUCGCUGCUGGAGAGGACUGAAGAUGAUCCACUUUGCCGGUCCAUUGUCAACCAAUUCAAACAGCCCAUUCAAUGUCCAAAAGGGGAGGAAAUGGAGACUAUUGAGUUUCAAACUGAUGUUGAAGCCAGCAGAGAAAAGCUAAAAAUGACUGAAACAAAGGAGAAAACAGUGGAAGAGAUAGGAAAGAAGAUGGAAGAGUGGGAAAAUAAUGUUACUGAUGUGACCUUCACUCACAGUGACUCGGAGUCAAAUAUUCCCUUUCCCGCUAUGCAGGGGCAAGAUAGUUUGGAAGAAUUGCUACAGCCUCCCAAAAUAAAACCAAUGUGUUUUCUGAAACAGAAGAAUGAGUUUCUCCCUCCAUUCUCAGGGCUGAGUCACCUCAGCCUUGCAAAAAAUAAGAUAACGGAUGACGAGGAACUGUUAGCUGUUUGUCUCUUUCCGGCACUCAACAAACUGACCAUCUACAAAAAUCCUGUUGCCUGCUACUCCGUAAAGCACCUGCUAGUGCUCUCCAUGUUUCAGGACAGACUCGGGAUUGAAGUGAUCAGAAGCAAGCCCCAGUCCCCAGGGAAACCACCAGUCUGCAAUGUCUUUAAUCACAAGCGCAAGGUCAACAGUCUCAUUCCACGGAUCCCUAAACAGGUCCUGAUGUUGGAAGCUGCUGAGCAACUUCUUGAGCUGGACCAGGCCAGAGAAGAAGAGAGCCAGUCUGAUGAUGGAGAGAUGGAAACUCCGACACCACCACUUGACAUCUGCUCAGAGCUUCUGUCAUCACUGUCACAUAGGGUCUGCACAUUGGAGAGUAGCUCCUCUGAAGAGAGCUCCUGGACUUCAGAUGAGACCAUCAAAGAAAAGGAAACAGAGGGGUUCUUCAUGACCCAGGUUGACAAUGUGACACUGAAGAGUGAAGGAUUGGAGACUAUGGAGGAAGCAUUUACUGUAGCAUCCUCAUGCACAUCUAAUCUUCCUGAAAAAUAUAAAGGCUACGAAGAACUUCUGGAUGCAAAUCCUGACCCUGACUUUGUGGAACCAGUUGGAAUUCAACAGAAUGUUCAACAAUUGGAACACUCACUUCAGAAGCUACAACUGUACCCAGACCCAUUUGCCAGAGUGAACCUCCAGAGGGAGCCCUAUGUGCCCAGGGCAAGAAUGCCGAGGAAUCUAGCAGAAUUCUCGUCUCACAAGAGCAGAGCUGAUAAAAUGGAAGAGAUUCUGAAACGGAUGAAGGAGCAGAGAACAAUGAGCAUUAUUCCAUUAGCUCAUGUGUUACGCGGCAAGGGCAUCAGCAAGCAAGUCUAUGAAGAGGCUGUGCAUUUACUGAGAGGCCUGCAGCUUAAAUACAAGGAAGCUCGAAAGCAGCUGGCCAUUAACUACAGCAAGCUGCAAAGUGAGUGUUUGAAAACUGACCACAAUGAGGAACAGUCUGACAUUAGUCUCAAGCUUUCAGAUGAUCAGUCAGAACCGAACAACAGCUGAGAUUAGCAGCAGCAAAUUCUGAUCAGUCCAAUUUCGGUAGGUUUUGUCACAUGAUCUACAUCAUUCAUCACUCUGCUGAAAGGACAUGCCAUCAACCUCUA